UCCGUGGCUGGGAACGACGCAGUGCAGCCCAAACCGCGCCGCCGCGACUCUGUCGGCGAGUAGCCUCGCAGCUCACGACGACGUAGUUGGCUGGGCUCGUCGAGCGCUCAGCUGUGCGGGAUCUUUCGGGAUAGAGUGUAACGAUGAGGACGACGGCCGCCGCCGCAGUGGGCACCGAGCGGGGUUUCGGCCGAGCGUGGCUCCUCUCGAUUGCAUGGCUCGUCCUUUGGCAAGGCGUCUGCCAAGCCGUCAGAAUUGGCGUGCUGCUUGAGCCCAAGCAUAGAGACGCAUGGCGGGAAUUCGAGUGGGCCAUGAACAGCUUCAACACGAGCCAGACUGCCAAGCGCCUGGGCAUCCAGUUCAGCACGUACGCGGCUACAGUCGACCACGGCGACGAUCUCUUCACAGUGACACACGAACUGUGCCGACAGCUAACUGCUGGAGUGACGACUGUGCUGAUGCCGACGUCGGGGCUUUCGGGCGCAGCGGUGCGUUCGCUGUUCGCCACCACGAACGUGCCACGCGUCGCACCCGGCGAAAGCUGCGCCCCCGAAAACGACGCGGCCGCCGCCGACGACGCGGCGGCCAACGAGACGGCUCGCGACGACGAGGCCUCCUCGCCGCGGGGGCAGCCGGCCGCGCCUCUCGGGGUCAGCAUGAUGCCCGACCUGUCGGCAGCCGUGCUUGACCUUGCCCGCGCGUGGAACUUCCGCUCGGCCGUCUUCUUAUACGACUCAGACCAUGCGCUGGCCACCCUGGCACGGCUGCUGCAGCCGCCGGAGGGCCGCCAGCGGCUCGGCGUCACGCGGGCGUUGCGAGUGUCACGUGACGGAGGCUCGGAGGCUGCGCACGCCAUCCUGUCCGGCAUGGAGCGCGCCAACCCGCACGCUCGUAAGCUGGUCGUGCUCGACUGCGACCACCAGCUCGCCAGGGACAUCGUCAUCCGGCACGUGAGAGACAUCUACAUGGGCCGGAGGAACUACCACUACGUGCUCGCGAGGCCCGUUGUAAGCCACCGGUACCUUGAAGGAGUCACUGAAUUCGCUGCUAUCAACAUCACAGCGUUCAGGUUCCAAAACACCGAGGAAUUGACGCGAACCUACAAUUACAGAACAACGGCCGAAGAAGCGGCCAUCGCGGAUGCGGCGCAGCUGCUGAUCGGCGCGUACCGGACCCUGCGGGAGGAGCCCCCCGCCCGCAACGGUGACCUCUUCGAGGACCGCGUGCGAGUGGCCCCUGGUGCGGCCACCUCCCAGUGUGGUCGAAUCGCCUACCUCACCCAGCAGCAGGGCCGAGUGGUCGACUCGUACCUGAAGGGCGUUGUAUUUGACGGAAAGACAGGGAGGGUCGAAUUCGACGAGAGAGGUUGCCGCGUCAAUUUCACGGUCGACGUGAUUCAAGUCAACGGGAAAAACCAGUGGCUUAAGACUGGGACUUGGUCGAGCCGGGGCUUUAUGCCGAUUGGAGGACAAGAGGAAGUGACAACGAAAUACGACAAGGACUACGUGCACAGGGUUGCAAUGACUCUGGCAGAGCCAUUUCUGAUGCGGAAGACUCGGCCCAUCGAGACUGACCGGGGUGAACCAGAAUACGAAGGGUUCAACAAGGACCUUAUGGAGGCAAUCAGCCGCAUCACCGGCAUCAGAUACGCCAUUCACGUUGUCAAGCAGGGAUCCCAGAUGGCUAGCUGGAGGAGCUCCUGGGAAGGCAUGAUCACCGAGAUCCUCAACGGGGAGGCCGACGUCGCCAUAGGUGACAUGGCGGUCGGAUCUCACCGCUGGUACGACGUGGACAUGACGCUUCCCGUUCUGAACACUGGCCUAGCGGCAGUGGUGAGAAGGACGGCGCUCAAGGGCGUGGGCCUGCGCACUUUCAUAGCCGCCUUCGAUUGGCGCCUGUGGGCGGGCUUCGGUGCCUCAGUAGUGGCCGUGUACGUGGUAUUGGGCGUGAUAAGCCUGGUCUCCCUGAAAAGCGCCGUGCACUGCUGCCUAGAGCUUCAGGCCGGGGCCGCCUCAGAUGCCGACAAGCCCCGUCCCACCAGCUACAGCGGGCCCAACACGUCGUGCGCAAACUUCAAGGCCAGGUCUGUCUCUGGCCGCAUUGUGGGCAGCUUCUGGUGGAUCUUCUUGGUGCUGGUUUUCUCCGCCUACACGACCGAGCUGGCCUGGUACCUGAGGCCGAGGUAUGAGAUUGAGACCUGGGAUCAACUGGACAGCACACAACUCAAGCAUAUGUGGGUGCCGACAGCAGCCACUAGGAGAUACUUUAUGAGUAAGUUUGACGAGAUGACCAAGAGGUUCCAGAACCACAUCAGCGAACAGGAAGGCCGCGAGGUGGCCUCACUUCGAGAAGCUGUGGAGAUGGUGCGCAGCAGCUCGCCUGGAAACCUGGUCGUGUUCGCUGAUGCGCUGGCCGCCGAGUACCUGAGCGGCCAGCCACCCUGCGACACCAGGGUCAUACGAGCGCGCCACCACGCGUGGCACGUGGCGCUGGCCGUGGAAAAGAACGCCACCCUGAGAGAAACACUUAACCGAGCCAUAUCGACUAUGUCUGAGACAGGGGAGUUGGACGAAAUCAAACGGAAGUGGUGGUCGACCAGAUGCAACAAGCCUCCCGAGGACGAGCCGAUAAAGCUGCGGCUCUUCCUUCCGGUUGCUCUCGCUAUGGCCGGGCUCAUACUGGAAGGCGCUGGUCUUGGUUUAGUGGAACUACUCGUGCGAGGCUGCAACAAACUUUGCAUCUGGGCUGCUCGGCCCAAGUCCGAACGAUCUGCGCAGGAGACGGGCCCACCGCUAAAGACGAUCACUUUCCGAUCGUGCCCUAUAUGGAAGAGCAGUGAAGUGCACGGGAGAGCGGCGGCCGCCCGCUGUGCAGAUAGCCUGCGCGUGAACUCAGGGAGGCCAGGCGCCACUCACGCGUCGAGAAGCGCCGGCAUGGAGGGGCUGCUCGUCUCCGUCACCAUCCUCCUUGGCUUACAAUCGGUCCGCAUUGCCGGAGCUGUGAAAAUAGGUGUUAUACUUAAGCCCGACUUAAACAUAGUACAGUCCGCAUAUGAAGGAGUAAUGUACAACUACAGCAACAGCAACGUUGCUCAGGAGAUAAAAUUCAAGGUGAAGACAAACUUCGCCACACUGGAAGACACCGACCUUUUCUCCACCAGCAGAACACUGUGCGAGCAGCUGCGCACCAACGUGACGACAGUGGUGGUGUCGAGCACGUCCCACUCGUCGCUGGCGCUGCAGUCCUUGUUCAAGAACACGAACGUGCCGUACGUGGCCACCUCGUACCAGGAGCACUGCAGCGUCAACGUGGGCGGAAACCUGAACCUGCCGUCGGCUGACUCCCUGGGCGUCUCGCUGCUUCCCGACUAUUUGCCGGCCGUCUCAGAGAUGGUCGAUCACAUGCAAUGGCCCGGGUUCAUCUACGUCUACGACUCGGAGAACGGUCCCUCGAAACUGCAGCGGCUGCUGAGUCACACGUACCGUAAUCCGGUGACGGUGCGCUUCGUUAAGCGCAUCACAAACAGCAGCGACGCCAACGAUUUCCUGCGCAUGCUGGAGACCACGGACCGCGAGAGCCGCAAGCACGUGCUGCUCGACUGCCGCUUCGACGUGGCCCGCAGAAUCAUCGUGGACCACGUCCGAGACAUCUACAUGGGUCGCCGGAACUACCAUUUCUUCCUCGUCAAUCCGGUUGUUAACGAACUCACCUACGACAAGAUUCCCGAGUUUGCAGCAGUGAACAUCACUGCGUUGCGGCUCGUCAGCGAGGACGUCUCCCAGCAGUCGUCCAUGGAUCCCUCACAGGAGCCCAGGGAGAAAAGAAUCACGCUAGAAGAGGCGCUCAUUCAAGAUGCGGCGUCUCUGAUAGUGGAGACGUACAAGGGCCUGAAGCUGCGAAGCGUGGUGCCGCACCGGUAUUCGUACAUCUUUGAGGACCACGAGGACGACGAUUCGCUGGCGGCGGCCACCAGGAGAGACGGGGGCCCGUCGGCGGUUCUCCAGCCUCCACGGCUCGAAGCCGAGCUGCUCGAGGAAGGCGCCCAGGCGGUGCCGCAGUCGGACGCGCCGCACCAAGGCUGUGGAGAGCGGCCGUCGGUUCCGCAGGAACUCGGCGAGAUCAUCACUAAGCAUCUUCGAGGGAGGAGCUUCCAAGGUCUCACUGGUCCUAUUCGUUUCACGAAUGACGGAUGCAGAAUUGACUACAAAGUGCACAUUGUUCAGUUAAACACCACGAAUGAGGCUUUCAAGGUGGCAGAGUGGUCAGACACUAAGGCGUUCGAACCAGUGGUUAAGCCCCUCGAACCUUUGGUCAACAUUACAGAGGAACUCAAUAAGGACCGCGUGUACCUGGUACAGAGUGUUCUGGACAAGCCGUACCUGAUGGUGAGGGACUCCAUUGAUGGGCUGGAACGCACUGGCAACGAUCGGUAUGAAGGCUUCUGCAAAGAUUUGAUGGACGCCCUCGCCAGGGAGCUCCACAUCAAGUACGAGCUGAGGGCAGCGGAGGAGACCGUCUACGGCCGCCGAGACCACAAGGUUCAGGGUGGUUGGACGGGACUCAUCGGACAAGUAGUGCGGAAGGAAGUGGACAUGGGCGUCGCCGCCACCCUGGUCAAGGCUGAGCGCCGCGAGGCGGUGGACUUCAGCCUGCCCUUCCUGGAGACCGGCACCGUGGCACUCGUUCUGCGAACCGAGCCCGUGCUGGGGCGCGGCAUGCUCACCUUUCUGGCGCCCUUCUCGUUCGAGCUGUGGAUCUUCUUCGUGACCGGCUUGGCCGUCGUCAUGAUCGUCAUGUUCCUCGUGAGCUUCUUCACGGCGCAAGCCUCUGCUGCUGCCGAAAAGCCAGGAGUCGAGCGGCACACGUCGGGCGCACUUUUCAAAAGUCUUUGCUACACGCUCGAGGCCUUCACGCCGCACUACAUUGAUUCGUAUUACGCCAGGUCCAUCGCCGGGCGGUUGAUCGGGAACGUGUGGUGGCUCUUCGUGGUGUUCGUGUUCUCUGCGUACACGGCCAGCCUGGUGCCCUUCCUCUCCACAGAGACGAUGCCCCGACGGCUCGCCACGGCCGAUGACCUCGCCGGCCAGACGGCCGUCGAGUACGGAUUCACCAGGCAGUCGUCCGCCAGGAACUACUUCGAGAACCCGAACCUGAACUCCAGCGUGCACAAGCGCAUGUGGGAAACGAUGAACAACAGGCCCCACGUGUUCACCGCCUCGGACGGCGACGGCGUCGAGCGGGUGCGCUCGUCGAAGGGCCGCUACGCCUUCUUCAUGGACGCCAACAAGGCGGACUACAUUAGCAGCCAACGCCCCUGCGACACGGCCACGCUGGGAGAGCCUUUCGGCCGACGAAACUUCGCCGUGGCGCUGCCUAAGGACUCGGCGCUCAGAAUGCCUCUUGAUGAAGCCAUUGCCAGGCUUACAGAAACUGGGGAGCUGGUAAAGCUAAAGAAAAAGUGGUGGACUGAAAAAUCUGUCUGUCAAGAAGUUUUCAGGAAGGAUGGCCUCGUGAUGACAUUAGAGAAUUUCCUGGGUGUAUUCUUCAUCCUCGGCGGAGGAGUGGCGCUUGGCCUCCUUGUGGGAUUCAUCGAGAUCGUGUACCGCGCGUGCGCGCGCAGUUCAUCAUGCACGAAGGGUGAAGAUGCAGCGCCCACGGAAGAAGCUCAAAUACCCGAAAAGGAGUACAUCGACCAACCACUGGCCUGCGCGUAACUCUCCUGUUAGGGGCCCAAGCCGGAAUCUAUAACGUUGGUUCCGCUGAAGCCAAGACUCAGCAUUUAUCAUGCCAGCGUGUGCAGGAGGCCGAAAUUCUCUCGAGAAGUGUUUUUCUGAGCGAACACUUAAUUUUCAUCCACAUCCUUCGUUAUGUUUGCAUUUCACGUUCAUUGUUUUAUGAUGACAGCUUACCUUCACACGUACCGUGACUAUUCUUUAGUUUCAGUUAUAAUACGAAUUAUAGAUGAAAAUGAACGCUGACACAAUAAAUGUGAAACACAUUUAAGACAAAAUUCAUUUUCCAAGUUAGUUUCUAAAAUUUCAAGGAGUCGAUUUUGUCCUGUCAAGCCUUAUGCGUUGGGAGGAGAAAGCCUUGAUAGAGGUGUAGACCGAAAUGGGGUAAUUUGGCCUCUGCGGCUUAACGCAAACCGUGUUUUAAAUAAUAUUCAUCCAUUAUAAUUGCGAACUCGUCUGCCUGUCGGUAGCACGUCUUAUAGCACUUAACAAGACAUGCGGUUCUUUUUCCUACUGUCACCCCACGCAAUCCCUUCCACGUGUCACUCUGUCAUGCCGCACAAUUAUUCUCCAGACAACUGAUUAAUCCUACGACUGAAGCUGCCAACGAUAUGAAUGUAUACAAAGUGCAUCUUUUUAUACAGAAUUUCGCAAACGCGAGACCAGUACAUGAUGGUCAAAUGCUCACAAAGUGUUGAACAAGUUUUUAUCUAUAGACUUCGUAGCUGUUUGUAUGUUGUGCAUAUGAAAAGUCAAUUGUUAUAUAUCGGUGUCUUGUAGCAUAUCCAUAUUUCUCAUAUGCAUCAUGUUUCACUCAAGACAAAAGCAAUGCUCCUCAACAUAUGCUCCACCUCCACUAAUUUUAAUGUUCCAUUCGUAUCAACUGUCUGUGUACUCAGUUGUUUUCUUCAUUCAAGUACGUUUCUGCGGAAAACACGAAUCUAUGUUUAGUCCUCCGAACACAGUGAAAAACACACGCCCAAUAAUAUUGCCAAAUCCAUUAGGUGCUCAGCAUUCAAAUUUACUUCACUGAUAUUUUUGAAAGAAUCGGCAGGCGUUAGGCGAUAGUGUUUGUAUAAUUAUUCGUUAUCGGAUCUAAUUUCCACAAACAUCGACAUGUGCUCGCAAAAGCUUUGAAUGUCUUGUCCACGAGAAUACAGAAUCGUUUGUCGAUAGUAAUGUUCUUACAACACUGCCAAUAUUACGAUCUGCGAGUUGCAGUUCGCGUCAUGCACUUCUAUUUGGGAAUUUGGUACAUGUGCUAUCUUCCUCGCCUCUCAACCUAUUUCUGGUGACCGCAAUGUACACAAAAUUAGAGGUCUUCAUUCAUUGGUAGAGCACCGUAAUGGUGUGCAUGAGAACUCCAUGGAACCACUGAACUCCCUUGCUGUUUAUAAUAAAUGGUAUUUCUUUUCAAAAGUAGAUCUACAUAGCAUAAUGCAACGGAGACUAUUUUGCAGACGCUAGAAUUGAUCAACAGUAGGAGUUUUGUGCCGCUUGGAAACGCAUAACCUCGAGUGAUGCGUCUGCACAAAGGACUCGUCGCAACAAAGCUGUCCAGUGCGGUGAUUGUAGGAUAUUCAAUACUUUCCCCACGCGGGAAUAGAUCGGCCCCGGCUAGAAAAGGAAAUUUUUCUCUAUGUUGGACAUUCGUUAUCGUAACAAUAAAUAUCCAUGUUCUAAGGAAUGUGAAGAAGUCUCUUUCAUGUUGUACUUCACUUACCACCACAAAGGAAUAACCGAUUCUUAUGUUAAAAUAACAUAAAAUCGAACGUACAGCUUUAAGAGGGGUGCUCAUUUAGA
Dermacentor albipictus is the source of this 7535-nucleotide messenger RNA. Its product is annotated as glutamate receptor 1-like. Gene Ontology annotation, molecular function: glutamate receptor activity; transmitter-gated monoatomic ion channel activity involved in regulation of postsynaptic membrane potential. Gene Ontology annotation, cellular component: postsynaptic density membrane; plasma membrane. Lineage: Eukaryota; Metazoa; Arthropoda; Arachnida; Ixodida; Ixodidae. Gene Ontology annotation, biological process: synaptic transmission, glutamatergic; monoatomic ion transport; modulation of chemical synaptic transmission. The record is from RefSeq and is a predicted model, not a curated record.